CUGAAAUUGCUCUCUUUCUCACUGUCUCUCAGGUUCUCAGCCCUCUUACCGGUGAUUUCUUCUGAUCGGUUGGUCACUCCGUCAGAAGAGUUCCGAAAAUUUGGUGAUUUUCAAGGUUAUGAAGUUAAGAAUUAUCUUCUGACUUCCUCACGCAGACCACGCUGUGUCUUCGUUCCAGGUUCUAUCGUUCUGACUUCUUUCGCUGUGAUUUCUUUUACUGUGAAAAUGCUUCCUAUGAAAUCACUGGGAUAUGACAAAUGCAGAAAUAAGAGAAAAAUUAAACAUGUUGAUGAUUUAGGAGAUCAUGUUGAAAAUGAUGAUGUCUCUAAUUUAGUCAAUGAACAACCUCCUCAGUCCAUUCCCUUGGACAUUUAUGAUCCAAGUAAUUGGGAGAAUCUCAAUACAAAACUGAGAGAUCUAUUAGUUGAAAAAGGGCCUAGAAGAGAUCUUUUUGGGGAGAAAGGCCCAAAAGAUAAAUCCUCUAGAUGUUUCUCUUCAACAUUUUACACUCGUUAUUUACCAAAUGGAGAGAAACGUGAUAGAGAAUGGCUAGUUUAUUCAAAGGAUGUUGAUAAAGUAUUUUGUUUUUGUUGCAAGUUGUUUAAACGUUUGUCGCUAAAAUGUCAGUUAGCAAAUGAAGGAUAUGGAGACUGGGAACAACUUAGUCUUUUGCUCAAAGAACAUGAAACAAGCAUUGAGCACAUCUUUCACAUGAUCACUUGGAAGGAUGUGCGUCUUACAUUGGAGAAAAAUGAAACGGUGGAUAAAAUAGUUCCUGACAAGAUUAACCAGGAGAAACAACACUGGAGAAAUGUGUUGCCAAGAAUCAUUUCAGUUGUGAAAUUUCUUGUUAAACAUAAGUUCACAUUCUUUGGAACAAAUGACAGGAUUUAUCAAAAUUAUCGUGGAAAUUUUUUUACCCAAAUUGAAAUGAUUGCAGUCUGGGAUCAAGUAAUGCAAAUGCACAUUGGACGUGUUCAAAACAAUGAGAUUCGUUGUCAUUAUCUAGGUCGUAACAUUCAAGAAUUGAUAAUUUUGUUAGCUUCUGAAAUCAAAAGUGCAAUCAUAAAAAAAAUUAAGGAAGCAAAGUAUUUUUCUGUGAUUCUUGAUUGUACUCUUGAUUCAAAUGACGAAAAACAAAUUUCUUUGUUGUUACGAUCUGUAGAUGUUUCUACAAGUCCAAUAAAAAUAGAAGAGUACUUUUUAGGGUUUUUAAAUGUGUGUUCAGGCCAAGGACUUUUUGAAGAAUUGCGAAGUGUGUUAAAAUCUCUUGACCUUAAUCUGGACGAUGUAAGAGGACAAGGAUAUGAUCAUGGAUCUAAUGUGAGAGGGAGAGACCAAGGUGUACAGAAUAAGCUUUUAGAUAUAAAUCGUAGAGCAUGGUACAUGCCAUGUGGUUGUCAUAGUCUAAACUUAACACUUUGCGACAUUGUAGACUCUUGUAGUGAAGCAAAAUCUUUUUUUGGAGUGAUACAAAAUAUUUAUACAUUGUUUUCUCAUUGUUCAAAGUGUUGGAAAAUUUUGGAAGAUAAUGUAAAAGGUUUAACUCUUGAGCAAUUAACGAUCUCACAUUAUGAGAGUGAAAUUGAAAGUGUUAGAGCAAUAAGAUUCCAUGCUCUAGAAGUAAGAGAAGCUUUACUUCAAUUAGCAGAAACUGUGUCUGACCUCAAAGUGAGGUGCCAAGCUCUUUCUUUAGCAACAUAUGGAUUUGAUUUUGAGUUUUUAUUACGCAUGAUUAUUUGGUUUGACAUACUCUCUGUUGUUGACUCUGUUAGCAAAUACUUAGAAUCUAAAGACAUGCUUAUUGAUGUUGCUAUAGAUGAGGUAAAAAGGCUGAUUAAUUUCUUUGAAGAAUAUAAAGAAACAGGGUUUACACAGGCCAUGACUGUUGCUAAAGGAAUUGCUACUGAAAUGGAAAUUGAUUAUGUGUUUAAUGAAACUUGUAAAACCCGUAGAAAGAACCAUGCUGAGAAUGUCAAUGAAUCAUCUCCUGAAUCUGUUGAAGAAUCCUUUAGAAUUCAUUAUUUCUUACAUAUAGUGGAUCAAGUUAUAGGUUUAUUGAAGAGAAUGUUUGAACAGUUUCAGGCGUAUGAGGAUGUUUUUGGGUUCUUGUUUAGUUCAGAGAAGUUAAAUUCAUUGGAUGAUAAUAAUUUGAAAUCUUGUUGUGGUCAUCUUGAAUUCAGUCUAAAGCAUGGAAAAUCUUGUGAUGUUGAUGGAAAUGAUUUAUUUGAAGAACUAAAAUUCUUACAAGGGAAUUUACCAAAAGAAAAAAUGACAGCCCUUGAAAUACUAAAUUUCAUAAAAGAACUAGGUCUUCCAAAUGCAUGCAUUGCUUAUAGAAUAUUAUUGACUUUUCCUGUUACAUUGGCCUCUGCAGAAAGUAGUUUUUCAAAAUUGAAGUUACUAAAAUCUUACUUGCAAUCGCCAAUAUCGCAAGAAAAAUUAGAUGGACGAGAUUUGAUUUCUGUUGAAAAUGAUCUUCUGGAAAAUAUUGAUUAUGAAAAAUUUAUCAAUGAUGUUGCAACCAAAAUUGCAAUAAGAAAUGCUUCACAUUGAUACUUUGAUGCUCUCGCUAGUUAUUGUUUUUUUUACUUUUUCUGCAGGUUUGCACUCAUUGACUUGCUGGGGAGAUUGAAGAUGGUUAAUUCUUCUUUGGGAGAGCAGUCACGUUUAUUUCAUCUUUGGAAGUGACAGAUCGCAUUUUUCAACAUAUGGUGUUGGUUGGUAGUCACAGGAAGUUUUGGUAGCUGUCUGUAGCUGAAAGUGUCAAGGUUGUCAAAUUCAAGAUUUUAAAGUUCAGUUCACAUAUGGAAGAGAGCAUCUGGGUGAAAAGUCAAGUGUUGUGGGUGUUCGGUGGUGAUUAUCUUUCUCUGCUUUUGUUCAAGAGUUCACAAGAUUUAAGGGGUAUUGCGUUAGUUUCACCAAUUCCCAGAUCAUACACUGUUUCUGAAAAUCGUGUUGAACCAAGAUGAUUAUUGAGCCACAUUGGAGGAUGGUAUCACUAGCAGUCUAGCUGUGUGUGGCAGAUGUUCCGUUAACUCAGGAUGAGACCUUUCUACGUUUUAGUUUCACGGCAUUUAUAAUUGCAGAACACGUUGCUUCAGCUUGAAUAUCUUAUCUGAAGAUUUUCUUUGGUUCAUGUUUGUUUAGAGCUUAGACAACUAGAGCAGAUUGUAGCACUUUCUGACUCAAUAAUAUCCUGAUAUUAACGUCA
This is a messenger RNA of Prunus avium (sweet cherry), 3214 nucleotides long. RefSeq lists its product as uncharacterized. The record is from RefSeq and is a predicted model, not a curated record. Gene Ontology annotation, molecular function: protein dimerization activity. NCBI's taxonomy places the organism in Eukaryota, Viridiplantae, Streptophyta, Magnoliopsida, Rosales, Rosaceae.